Messenger RNA from Angiostrongylus costaricensis, 324 nucleotides. The record is from the annotation of a GenBank genome assembly. NCBI's taxonomy places the organism in Eukaryota, Metazoa, Nematoda, Chromadorea, Rhabditida, Metastrongylidae.
AUGAUGAUUGGCGAGUUUAAAUUCUAUUUGAUGCCAUUGCAUUCGGCUGAAGCCAGUGUGUUGGUCGACGUUCUGCACUCACCCGAUCUCCUAUUUCCGGUCGGAUCGCGGCUUCGCGAAAAAUGCGCCAAGGGCGCAUUGUUAAAUGAUUUUUCUGGAUUCUUGUUCUCAUGCAGCGUAAUGUUUCUAUUAAGGCUUAUCCAGCAUUGCAAGACGUUGAUGCAGAACAAACAAGACAGUCUCUGUAGUCGUGUGCUACAAACACUUUGUCGUAUGUGUAGCUGCACAAAACAAACUCUGUGCGAACAGGUAACGAUGCGGUAA